Sitophilus oryzae (rice weevil) is the source of this 1693-nucleotide messenger RNA. RefSeq names its product aquaporin AQPAe.a-like. Gene Ontology annotation, cellular component: plasma membrane. Gene Ontology annotation, biological process: transmembrane transport. Bases 271 to 1068 code for a protein of 265 amino acids. The transcript is spliced from 6 exons. NCBI's taxonomy places the organism in Eukaryota, Metazoa, Arthropoda, Insecta, Coleoptera, Curculionidae. Gene Ontology annotation, molecular function: water channel activity. The record is from RefSeq and is a predicted model, not a curated record.
UGUAUCACAUUUGUGUUUAAACUUUGAGCUUCGAGUUAAUUUUGAACCGGCCGUCAUCGCAAGUCAGUCAGUCAGUUUUGUGUUAUCUUGUUUCCAAAAGUUCAAUCGCGUUUUGUGGUUGUCUGCGCGGUUUCUAGAUGGGGCCUGGGAUUUUAAUGUGAUGCGGGAUCACAGAUUGAGUGCACUGUGACCCGCUCUUCUUCGCCGAUGUCUUUCUGAGGUUUCGGGUUAGUGUUGGGGCUGGUUUUUGAACGAAGAAAAGUGUUAAAAAUGGCGCGAGGUAAAAAAAUACAGAUCACCGAUGACAUGAGCUGGUCGGAUAGGGUGGUACUAUUCUUCGGCGAGCUAGGAGGUACGGCUAUCCUCCUCUUCAUCGGUUGUAUGGGCUGUGUGAGUGGAAUUACAAAAAGCGGAGUGGUGCCUCACGAGCAGAUAUCUUGGACCUUCGGUUUGGCUGUGAUGAUGGCUGUCCAAGUAUUUGGACACAUAUCAGGGGCUCAUAUCAACCCAAUAGUAACAGUAGCUGCCUUUGUACUAGGUAAUAUAUCCGUCGUUCAAGUAUUUAUCUACUUUUUUGGACAGCUUUUUGGAGCCUUGACAGGAUUUGCAUUACUAAAGGCUGUUACACCUUCAAACUACAUUCUCCCGGAUAAUAGUACGCAUAUCAUUCCCGGAGUAUGUUCCCCGGGGGUAAACCCUAACAUAUCCCCCUUCCAAGGAUUUCUGGUCGAAUUCCUCAUCACAGGGAUCUUGUCGUGGGUAUGCUGUGCUGUCUGGGAUUCCAGAAACAGCGACAAGCAUGACUCGGUGACCAUACGGUUUGGAUUUACCAUUGCUGUCCUAGCAAUGGCAGCUGGUCCAUACACUGGUGCUAAUAUGAAUCCUGUGAGAAGUCUGGCUCCAGCAUUGUUCAAUGGAGACUGGGAUAAUCACUGGGUUUACUGGCUGGGACCCCUGCUCGGUAGUUUCGUAGCAGCCCUGAUCUACAGGCUGCUUUUCAGCAAAGAUCCACCUGCUAAAGAGGAACCGGAAGCUUUACCUUUAAAUGAACGUAACAAUAAGGCCUAAAAACUUAAUUCUUUAUUUUUACAAAAAAGCUUAAGAUAUAAUAUAUACGUAUAUUUUUUAAUGAAAUAUCGUAUAAAAAAAUUAAAAAGGCUCUCUAUAGUUAAGUACAAUGUAAAAUAAGGCCUAAUAGUGAAAAUAUGACUGGUUGUGCAACUAAUAUUACACUAAAUCAUAAUAAGUUAUCAGUAUGUUUAGGAUUUGGCGUUUCGUUGGUUGCCUAACUCGUGAUGUCAAAUCAAUUAAGUUUGUUGCACUAUACAAUAGGGCUAUUUAAAGAAAAUUGCUCAAAUUUCUCACAUUCGAAAUAAUUUAGCAUUAAUUUCGAUAUAUGAUAUAGUUUUUAGUUAAUAUAUUGCAAGUGAUAAAGGUACUGAAACUUAAUAUUGAAUGAGAGUAAAAUACAGGGUGGUUCGAUUCCAAUAGCAAUAAUAAAAUUAUUGAUCGAUGUUAUGCACAAUAUACAAGAAAAAAUUAUUUUAUGUUUUUUAUAGUGAUCGACAACAUCACUUUGAUUCACCCUGUAUAUACAUAUAGCUAAUAAAAUAAUACUGAAAUAGAUUUAAUUGUAUAUUGUAUAAUAAAUAAGGAAUUUGACUGUACCAACUUAAGAAUAAACAUAUAUUUU